Molecule: messenger RNA, 3894 nt
Organism: Uloborus diversus
Lineage: Eukaryota; Metazoa; Arthropoda; Arachnida; Araneae; Uloboridae
Product: ras suppressor protein 1-like
Molecular function (GO): protein binding
Source: RefSeq, a predicted model, not a curated record
CGUACGUUCUGCGUGCGCGAUGGAAAAAUCAACUGAAACUUCGUGCAAUUUUCUGGACUUCAAUAAAAUGUCGAAAGUGAAAAAAGUUCUAGAUGAUGCGAAGGAGCAAAACAAUCCUGAAAUUGAUCUGGUGGACAAGGGAAUCACCUCAUUUGAAGAAAUGCCUAGUCUCCUUAUCCUACAGAAUAUCACUCGAUUGACGUUAAGCCAUAAUAAAAUAGUUGUUGUCUCUCCUGUCAUUGCAAAUCUGCCUAAUCUUGAAACACUUAAUCUUUUCAACAAUCAUAUUGAGGAUCUUCCUACUUCUAUAUCAUCACUACCAAAGUUAAAAAUUUUAAACCUUGGAAUGAACAGACUUUCUACUUUGCCUAGAGGAUUUGGUGCUUUUCCUCAGCUUGAAGUAUUAGAUUUGACUUACAACAACUUAAAUGAAAAGAACUUGCCUGGAAAUUUUUUUUAUUUAGAAACGCUGAGAGCUUUGUACCUUGGUGAUAAUGAUUUUGAGUGUUUGCCUCCUGAGAUAGUUCAGUUGAAAAACCUACAGAUUCUAGGCCUAAGGGAUAAUGAUCUUCUGAACUUACCCAAAGAAAUUGGAGAGCUAGCAAGGUUAAGAGAGUUACAUAUUCAAGGGAAUCGACUCACAUUUCUACCACCUGAACUAGGCAACAUUGAUCUUUUAGGUCAGCAUUGUGUUGUAAGAAUGGAUAACAAUCCUUGGGUUACUCCAAUAGCUGACCAAUUGCAACUAGGUAUAACUCAUGUGAUAGAAUAUAUACGAUCUGAUACAUACAAAUAUUUGUUCAGUCGACAGCAACAAGGAAGAUCACCACCUCCUAAACGCAAUGAUAAAACCAAAAAAAUAAGCCGCAAAAGGGACCACAAUUAAAUCUUGUGCAUUUUAUGAUUGCAGACAUUUUUCUGUAUUGCUGUAUUUCUGUAUAUAGACAUUAAUUAGCAUGCUUACUGACUAUGUAUGUUUUGUUACUAUGUAUGGAGAUAUACUUGUAAUGUUUCCUAACUUGUGCUCUUGAAAUUGUGUAUCUUAAUAUUUUGUAACAGCUAUUUUGUUUCUAAAUCCUAUUCUUGAUGAAAACAUGUAUUUAUUACAUGAAUAUUUGAUGUAUAGUGAAAUUGACUUUAUGACUAAGUAUGAAAAAUUAUCAUAAAGUCAUUUUCUUUAUUUACUCGUAGUCAUGUCUUUACAUACAUUUUACAGAGAAAUUGACUUAUUUAAUGUGAUUUUUUAUUAGUGCUAUAUGCUUGACUAAUUUCUAUAGUGCAAUUUUCUUCUCGAAAUCCAUACUAAUUUGCAAUUCAUAUGUAGAAUUAUAAUUCUUAUUUGUGUAUCACUAUGCAUUCUCUUACAUCUUGAUAAAUGUGCCUUUUUUAAACUCGAAGAUGUUUUCAUGUGAUAUAAAAAGUAAAAACUAACAAAUGCCACUAAACAAACAAAUUUGUAAGAAAUCUGUCUACAGUGGAAUGCUGAUUAUAUAAAUCUCAAACCCAGAUUUAGUUUGGAUAUCGACAAGCUUCCUAACUACGGCUGUCCCUUGCCACAUCGUGCUUCAACUUUAGAGGUUUCACUCUAGCAUGUUUUUUUUAAAUGUAUAUUUUUAUAUCCUUUUCCAAUGGGUUUGUUAACUCUUUCCUUCCCAAGUAACAGAAUAUUACUUUUAAGGAAGGCCAUUCAUUCUAUUAGGGGAGAAGCUAUAGUAAAGUCAGUUGAGGAGCGGAAGGAAAAAUCGUUUUGAACAUGUGGCAAACCCUUGCUAGCCUGCUGAACUACUAUACUUUGUUAUAUGUAAUAUAAAAAGUGUAAAAAUAAAUUGACAAGAAUCUGUAACCAAUCAGAUACAAUAAACAAGGGUGGACUGUAUACCAAGAUGUUUGAAAGACAUUUUUAUCCAGGGGAACUUUUUUAAUGCAGCAAAUGAAUGCUUUUAUGAAAUUCAAAAGUGAAUAGGUGGAGUUAAAAAAAAUAUUGUUUCCUUCAUACUACAUUCAAGCUUUGAACUAGCAGCCUAUAAUACUGUGUGUUAAAAAUUAUGUGAUUUCUUUGGAUCUUUUUCUUUAUUUUUUUACACUUAAAUUAAUUUUUUAAACAUUCUUUAUUAUUUUCUGGACAGUGGGAAUUAAUAAUUAAAGAUAUUAAUUUCUUUCUCUGGACAUUAUUUUUGAUAUGGCCUAUGAAUCAUUUUUAAACGUGUUAGUUGAAAAGGAUCAGCAUUUUCCUGCUUAUGAAACCUUUCAAUUGUUGUUUCUAAAAAUUCAAAGUUUCAAGUUAUUUUGUGAUAGACCCAGACCCUUUUCAGAGCAUUUGGCUUCGUUUUCCCGAGUUUCUUUUUCAUCUCAAACACAUGUAUGAAUCUCAUUAUCAUUCAACAUUUGAUAUCUAUGAUCAUCUGCAUCACUGUUCAACCAUUCAUAAAUUUAAAUAGGAUCCUUCCUUAAUUAAAUUAGAAAACUUGUUUUCAUGUCCAUGACCCCUCUGCCACUCUUUCGCUAUUUAGUUAUUAACUUGUUACUUAAAAAUACUUACACUGAGCAAGGGAAUAUUUUGGAUUUGAUGUAAGCUUAUUUAUUUUUUUCUUUCUGUUAAAAAAAGGUGAGAGGCUCAAUCAUAUUUUUACUUUAAAAAGAAGAUAUAUAUGGUGUUUUUGGAUAUUUGAAAGUUUUGUUGGAGUUUUUUAGCUGAGCUCUCUUGUGCUUAAAAAUUCUUAUUUUUAUUAAAACAUAUUUCUAAAAUUUUAUGUCAAUUGGCCCUUAUUUAAGGUGUUUAAAAUUUCAAUUGAAGCAUUUUAUAUUAUACAACAUAUUAUGCAAUCAGAAAAAAAUAAUAGCGUGAUGAGAAAGCUUUUUUAAAUUUAAAUGAAAUUUUCACUAAACUAUGCUCAAGGUUUAAUGAGUUUAAAUUUAGAAGGAAACAGAAAGAGUCAUUCAUGUCUUUACAAUAGUAGUGUUCCAAAAUUAGAAUGUGUUUGCUAUUCCAAAAUAUCAAUAUAAAGGGCUUAUGGCUUAUUUGAAUUCAUCCCUGCAGUUACUUGAGCCCCCAAAGUCUCUUUAAUAUCGUCGCUAAAAAGACAAAUGGGUGUAUCUCACUUUUAAGCAUUUUUCAGAAAACCAAUUAAAAGAUUUCUAAUUUACUAUAUUGCUUAAGAACUGCCAUCAGUGUGAGGGGCUGUAACUUUUUUACUAUUUACUGUCGAGAUACCCCCAUUGGUCAUAUUAUAAAAUCAACUUUGGACAUUUCUGUGAUGGUCAUAACUCAUUUUUUAAUUUUUUUCAAAUAUGCCCAUUUGUCUUUUUAGUGAUGAUAUGAAUGUUAGUUGAAUUGUGCCAUUUUGUGUUUAUUUUGUUAAUAUGCACGAAUUUGUUGUUACUUUUUGUUUGGUAUCAAGUGCAAGCUUUUCCUUUUUGCAUUCAUGUGUAUUUUAGGCAAUUUCUUUGUUUAUAAAAAACUACGUUGUGAGACAGUGGUGUGGACUAGAUUGUGGUAGUCUCACAUCCAUUGCAUUUGUUUUUUAUUCCAUUCAGAAAAGCAGUAGUAGACAAAUAGCACACGAUGAACUACUCAAAGGUCAGAAAUUACAGUCAGAUCAAAAGCAGAAAUCAAACUCACCAAAUGCACUUGGAAGUGUCACCAGUAGCAAUAUUGCUUGAGAACAGGGGCCCCAUGUCAGUUUUUAUUUAUCUGUGCCAAAAGUUUUCUGAAACUGAAGUAAUCAGACCAUCAAGUCUGAUAAAAUUAUUUUGCACUACUUUUCCUGUUCUUCCAAAAGUGGUACCACUCAAAAAGCCUAGCAGUAUUUUUGUAAGUCUUGUUGCAUCUGUUGAAAGUUUAAUGUACAUUGUUGUUGUUUUUAAUGCUAUUAAAAAGUAUUUUUUGAAUCUGAA